AUAUAUACUUUCUUGGCUUCUUUCUCAAUUGUCAGUGUCACUGCUGUCUUCCAUGGGUAGUAGCAACUUCCAUUUCUCCGUUAAUGUUUCACUCUCACAAGUCCAAGACCAUGUAUUUAUAUCUGUCCCUCAAUCAUCAUCAUCUGAUAGUGCCACUCCGAUGGUGAUCGAUAACCAAGAUGAAGAACAAGAGACUGUAAGAAUAACGACAGCAGCAGCAGCAGAGGAGCAGAGACAAGAGAAGAAGGUGGAUUCUAGUGAUCAGGUUAAAGAGAAGAGAGAAACCACUGAACCCAAUUCUGAUGGCUUGUGCUGUUCUAUCUGUUUGGAGCCUUGGAAUUCUCAAGGUGAUCAUCAAGUCAGCUGUCUUCCUUGUGGACAUGUGUAUGGUUUUUCUUGCAUUAGUAGAUGGCUUCAAGUUCGUUUGAAUUCUGGGAAGUGUCCUCAAUGCAAUGCAAAGUGCACGGUGCAAAAUGUUAGAAAGCUCUACGCUUCACCAGUAGCAGCUGUCAAUGGAGACCAGCACAAGAAAGUUCAAUCUCUUGAGGCUGAAAUUGGCUCACUUAAGAAACAGAGACUGGAUUUGCUUGAUAUACAAGAUAAGUUGAUCAAAAUUCAAGAUAAUUUGCUCAAGGAAUUGCACAACCUCAAGGAAAACCGAGCUUCUGUGGAGAACAUGCCAUUUGUGCAGAUGGGAAGUAAAACUUUUGGAUUCACUAAUUUUAAUGAGGCACGGAAUGGACAAUUUGAAACCCUCUUCAGCUCAAGGCACAAUAGGCGGACACUACUUCGCUGCAAUGUUAUAUUGGAGCAUGAGUUGGCCGUAGAAGGUGCAAGACUUUUUGCUAUAGACAUCACUUAUCAAAACCUAAUUCUUGCACGAAGAAUUUCUGGGAUGGGUGGGAUACAUAUGCUUAACAAAAUUAACUUGAUUAAUCCUCAUGAAAAUGAGGAUAUUCAGCUUCCUACAAGCACAAAAACUGUUAAAGAUUUACAAAUUUCCCCAUGUGGUAGGCUCACUCUUUUGGCUUCACUUGGGAAGAAGUUAUCUAUACUUAGCAUGGAAAGCAACAGCAUUGUCACCACCUAUAACUUAAGGGUCCCAGCUUGGUCAUGUUCAUGGGAUCUUAACAGCCCCCAUUAUAUGUAUGCUGGCUUGCAGAAUGGUAUGAUUUUGGUUUUUGAUAUGCGUCAUACAGUAAACCCUCUGCAAUCUAUGAUUGGACUAACACCCCGGCCUAUUCAUACUAUACACUCCUUGGUGCAUAACCCGGCGCUUGGUCAAAAUGCUCAAAAAUUGCUGACAGCUUCCUCCUUGGGCCCAUGCGUGUGGGAUGUUAGUGCUGGAGAAAGGCCGUUUCUUGUUCCUGGAUUGGACAAUCAAGGCAUUUGUACAUCACUAGCUUAUGGUCCCUCAAGUGAUGAUAUUGUUGCUUCUUAUCGUCCUAAAUUCUUUCCAUCCAGUGAAACAGAGCGCUCAUAUCAAGAGUCAUCUACUGUUCCUGGACAAGGAAUACUAGGAACUCAGGUUCUUGUCAAGAGAGUAGCUGGUGGCUUUUAUCAUAACUUGGGGUCUACACCGGCAUAUCUUAAUGAUGCUCACAUGGAAAAUUCUGCCAUAAUAAACAUGGAAAAUUGCUUCCCAUUAUUAGCUUAUGCAGAUGGAGUUACCCAUGGAUUGAGGUUGAGAGAAUUGCCAAGUUUGACUGUGAGCCAGAAUCUCAAACCGCAUCACCACCCUAUACUGGAUGUGAAGUGUGCACAUACCAGGGGGACUGGUGUUCUUGGCUGUGUGAGUGAAGAUAAGCUGCAACUCUUUUCUCUAAAAAUUCUAUAGGAAGGUAGCUCAGCUUCAAAAGUUCCUUUGACAUAUUGGAUGUGCAUGUUCCUUGUUGAGCCUGAAACUCUUUUUGGAUAAACAUGAGAUUUAGUUAUUUAAAUUUAGAUGACAGUCCAUUUGUGUAUAUAACUUCUCUCUAAAGUGAUUAGGUUGCACCUUUCUGCAUGGUUGUAUAUAGAAAUAUUUAAUGAUCAUAUCUUUGGAAUCAAAAGCACUGGACAUUGCUGGUAAAUUUUUUUCUGAGUUUAUACAAGUACAGAAUCAAAAUUACUGUUAUUGUGAA
Molecule: messenger RNA, 2123 nt
Organism: Ricinus communis (castor bean)
Lineage: Eukaryota; Viridiplantae; Streptophyta; Magnoliopsida; Malpighiales; Euphorbiaceae
Product: E3 ubiquitin-protein ligase RFWD3
Exons: 14
Coding region: 53-1837 (594 amino acids)
Biological process (GO): protein ubiquitination; interstrand cross-link repair
Cellular component (GO): nucleus
Molecular function (GO): ubiquitin protein ligase activity; protein binding
Source: RefSeq, a predicted model, not a curated record